Messenger RNA from Epithele typhae, 1218 nucleotides. Its product is annotated as CRAL/TRIO domain-containing protein. The record is from RefSeq and is a predicted model, not a curated record. Bases 1 to 1218 code for a protein of 405 amino acids. Lineage: Eukaryota; Fungi; Basidiomycota; Agaricomycetes; Polyporales; Epitheliaceae. The transcript is spliced from 7 exons.
AUGAAGGCCGCCAUCCACAAGAAGGAGAAACAGUUCGCCGAGUCUUAUGCCACCAACCUGGCGGACGCGCGACACCUCCAGCGCACCCUCGAGGACGACAUCCUGCCGGGCAUGGCGGACGAGCUCGGUCUCGAUGGGGCCGGCGAGCAGCGUGCCUUGCAGUGGCUCCACGAUCUCCAGUCCAUAUUCCGGCUGCUGCGUCGUCACAAGUUCACCUCGUCCUUCGCCCUGGAAAACGCACGAGAUGUCCUCUUGUGGCGGUUAGCUAUCAUACCCCCAACAAUACCUCGUCCGAUACCUACCUUCAUGCAGUGUCUCCCGCUGGACUCGCUGGAUCCAUUCGGUCGUCCCAUUGUGGUCAUCAAGCUAACUACGAUGUUGGAGUCAUCGGCGGACGUUCGUACCGCUCUCAUCCAAUAUAUCGAAACGCUACGACGGAACCUUGUUGCGAUGAACCUCGAGAAGCACAAGAGCUGUGGUAAGGAGGGGGACGUACGCCCUAUACUUCAAUAUGUUGCCUUGGUGGACAUCGGAGGCAUUUCCGUGCAGAGUGUCAGCGUCGAAUUACUCACCUGGUUCGUCUAUGAGCUAAUACCUCGUUUUCCCGGAAUGCUUGCUGCUCUAUUAAUACUCAAUUACUCUUGGGCGCACGCCGGACUUUGGAGCAUUGUCAAGCGAGUGUUACCUAAGUCUGCACUCGCACGGAUAUUUUUUCCGACAGAGAAAGAGUUGCUGGAGUACCUAUCCCCUGCGGUCAUACCACAAGAUUACGGCGGCAAUCUGCUCCCUCUAUCUCAGCUUGAGGAUCCCUUGGAGAACUUCAUGGUCGACGACCCUGGCCCUGCUGAUCCAGAUGGCCCAUCUCGGUCUUCCACCAACAGUUCCGCUCACGACCUGCCCGUGUCCGAGCAGCCGAAGAACGAUCUCUCUCGCGUCCCGUCAAUGUCCCCAACCUCGCAUCUCAAUCCGUACUUUGGCUACCCCGUCUCUGCCCAGGGGGCACCGACCCCGCGGCUCAGACAUGGGCGGCAGCGGAAACGAGAUCUCGUCCGGACGCUUGUGUUGCUCUGGUGGGACAAGUGGAAGGACCGGGCCACGGUGCUCCUCUGUGUCGCCCUGCUCGUCAUGUCGUUUAGGCUUAGACGACACCCAUCUCUCGUCGGCUGGCGGCAGGGCGUGUGGGCGCUCCUUCGUCUACCUGUUCGCCCACGUCCAUAA